Melospiza melodia melodia is the source of this 2161-nucleotide messenger RNA. RefSeq names its product NDC1 transmembrane nucleoporin (gene NDC1). The transcript is spliced from 17 exons. Gene Ontology annotation, cellular component: nuclear pore transmembrane ring. Gene Ontology annotation, biological process: nuclear pore organization. Gene Ontology annotation, molecular function: protein-macromolecule adaptor activity. Lineage: Eukaryota; Metazoa; Chordata; Aves; Passeriformes; Passerellidae. The coding region runs from base 169 to 1974 and encodes 601 amino acids. The record is from RefSeq and is a predicted model, not a curated record.
CUGGGCUGGCGAGUGGCCGCCGCCGUGACCUGGUCCGUGCUGCUGCUGCCCCUCUGCACCGCGGCCUUCAUCGUGCUCAGCGGCCUCGACCCGUUCCACCCGGUGCGCUGGAUCUCCAAGUCUUUCAGUGAUUUGUAUACUUCUUAUGUCAUCUUUUGUAUCUUCCUGAUGUCUGUGGUGAUAAUAGUAAUAAGCAUCUUCAACGUUGAAUUUUAUGCAGUGGUGCCAUCGAUACCAUGCUCUCGAUUGGCACUGAUAGGAAAAAUUAUUCACCCUCAGCAAGUGAUCCAUUCCUUUGUCCAUGCUAUCAUGGGAAUGCUGGUUGCUUGGUGUGCUACAGUCAUGACAAAAGGGAGGUUCCAGUUUCUUGCUGUGUCCUGCACACCUUCAGAAAGCCUAGAAGAUGCUGUUCCUCAGAUGUGCCUAAAUGAGUAUCACCUCUUCUUUCUGCUUUCUGGAGCUUUCUUGGGAUACAGCUACAGCCUUUUCUUUCUUAUUAACAACAUGAAUUAUUUGCCAUUUCCAAUCAUACAGCAAUACAAGUAUUUACGUUUCAGAAGAUCUUUGCCUCUCCUGAUAAAACACAGUUGUGUGGAAUCACUGUAUUUUGUUAGAAACUUCUGUGUCACGUAUUACUUUUUUGGUUACAUCCCAAAGGUUUGGAUAUGUACCACGAUGGGCCUUCAUACAGACAGUAAAUUACAUCCUCUGGACACUCUGAGUGGCUUAUUGGAUCUCUCCUUGUUUUACCAUACCUGGCUGAGUGGUGUGUUCCUCCUGAUGACCUGGUACAUUGCUUGGCUGCUCUUCAAAAUCUAUGCCACAGAGAGCCAUCAUUUUCCCAUUCAACCAACAUUUGCUCAGGAGACAGACCAGUGCCUGCCUAAAAUCUUGAACAGCAAUCCUCCCCUCCUUAUAAAGUUUUUAGCCUUACAAGACUUGAUGUUACUUUCCCAGUAUUCUCCUGUUCGACGACAGGAAGUCUUCAGCCUCAGUCAGCCAGGUGGGCACCCACACAACUGGACUGCAAUAUCCCGGGAGUGCUUGAGUCUCCUCAGUGACCUGACCCAGAGGCUGAUUGCACAGCAGGAAGCAGCAGCAGCAAAUGGGAGAGCAAAGCCACCAGUGGGAGAGCUGAAAGUGCCUCCUCAGACUCCAGGAGCUGCUGGGAUAGAAGACACGUCAUUCCAGUCACAGAGGUCCAACAUUGUUCUCAGAGCCUCCAUGUCUCCCCUGGUUAAACCACCCCUGAUGCCUGUGAAGACGUCUCCUGGCUCUGAUGUUGGUUCACCUUUCAGCUCUCCUGCUUUAAGUUACAAGAUGGGAGCUGUGGAUGUAAAGUCUCCUUGGCAUGGAACAGUCCAAAGUCCCCAUGUCACGAGGAGGGGACCAAAGCUGUGGACAUCGGUUUCAGAUCAGCAAAUGAAUGGUUCCCACCAUGAACCCUCCCCAGUGCUCUCUGCUGCAAGAACUGGGAGUGAGGCAGUGCAGCCAAAAUUUAUUUAUACAUGGCUUCAGAACAAGCAAGAACAGAUAAAAAACUUCUUGUCCAAACGUGCAUUGAUAAUGUAUUUCUUCAGCAAGCACCCAGAAGCCUCCAUCCAGGCUGUUUUCUGUGAUGCCCAAAUGCACAUCUGGGCUUUGGAAGGUCUGUCUCACUUGGUAGCAGCCUCCUUCACUGAAGAUCAGUUUGGAGUUGUCCAAACUACACUGCCAGCUAUCCUGAACACGCUACUGACUCUUCAGGAGGUCGUAGACAGACAUUUCAAACUGCCACAUGUUUCUAGCAAACCUCCCCGGAUUUCAGGGAGCUUGGUGGACACAUCCUACAAAACACUAAGAUUUGCACUUAGAGCCUCUCUGAAAACAGCUCUCUACAGGAUAACUACUGUCUUUGGAGAACACUUGAAUGCUGUACAAGUGUCUACAGAACAUAAGAAAAGACUUCAGCAAUUCUUGGACUACAAAGAAUAAAUUUUGAUGCAGCUAUGGUUGGUUUUUUCAAGACUUGCUAAGAAGAAAGUGGGACUAAUGAGGCUUUUUACAUUGGCUUUUUGGAAAAGCAUAUGGAAGUAUAAGUUGCAGAACAAAACUUUUAGAACUGUAGAAGAGUUCUGAUGGCUUUAGAUCAUUUUUUGUAUAAUAAAACUUGUAAAAUUCA